Chiloscyllium plagiosum (whitespotted bambooshark) is the source of this 1760-nucleotide messenger RNA. NCBI's taxonomy places the organism in Eukaryota, Metazoa, Chordata, Chondrichthyes, Orectolobiformes, Hemiscylliidae. The record is from RefSeq and is a predicted model, not a curated record.
AUGUGAACGAGUGUGAGACUAUCGAGGGUGUCUGUGGCUCUGCAGUCUGCGAGAAUGUGGCCGGUUCAUUUUUCUGUCUUUGUCUGGAUGAAAACGAAGAGUUUGAACCAAGGACAGGACGGUGCAACCGACGAACUGUCCAGGGUCGGCCGAUGGGAGAGACCACGAGGGAGGAGAACGAGUGUUACUACAACCUAAAUGAUGUGCAGCUAUGUGAAAACAUUCUGGCACGGAAUGUCACGAGACAGGAAUGUUGCUGCACUGUGGGUGAGGGCUGGGGGAGAGAAUGUCGAAUCUACCAAUGUCCUGUCCCUGGCUCAGAUGAAUAUCAGUCUCUGUGUCCUCAAGGGCAAGGAUUCCUCUCCAUUCCACAGUCAUUGUUUGGAAGGAACUACAAAGAUGCUGAUGAAUGUUCAUUGUUUGGGUCUGAGGUCUGUAAGAAUGGCGUCUGUGUGAACACAGUUCCUGGUUAUUCCUGUUACUGUCCUACCGGCUAUUAUUAUCACUCCAUCCGGCUGGAGUGCAUUGAUAAUGAUGAGUGUGAGGAAGAGACAGCCUGUGAUAAUGGUGAAUGCGUGAACACAAUUGGAUCCUAUUACUGCUCAUGUCAACCUCCUCUCAUUCUCGAUGUGACACUUCGGCGGUGCAUCUCAAACAGCAGUGAGCAGUUUGAUGUGCACAUGGCUCUCUGUUGGCAGGAGGUGACUGUUAACCUGUUGUGUAAACGACCUUUCCUGGAGAGACAGACCACAUACACAGAAUGUUGUUGCCGCUACGGAGAAGCCUGGGGAAUGGACUGUGCCCUCUGCCCUGACAGGAACUCAGAGUAUCACAAUGAGUUGUGUAAUUACCUGAGUGUACCUCUGAGUGAAGAUGAGGGCUUUUCUCAAGGGCUGGAAUAUGAAAACUAUGAGCUGCCAAUCGGGCCUGAAUUCCCUCCAGAUUCCCUCAGUCGUUAUCGUCCACGAGAGUAUGUCCCCAUUCCACCCCAGAUUGGAGAUGGGAGCGAUUACAGACUUCCAAACCGCGAGCCGUUCCUGCCACGGGAAUCCCUACCUAGGCGCCCACCGUACGACUCCCGCCAGCUGCGCUCUGGGACGGCCUACAGGGGGCAGAGCUUAUCCAGCCGGCGUCGCUACCAGCCCCGAAGCAGGCAGCUGGGACAGGGCUACAACACCCGAAGCAUCCACACAGGUGUCACUGACUCAGAGUCUGCCCAGCCCUGGCAUCACUACCAGCCCCGGGAACCUGUCCGAGCUGCUCCAGAAUUCCAAUCUCCCAACCUCCCUCUCCUUGUCAGCAGCAAUGAGGAAUAUGACAAUCAGUUCCAGCGUUAUGAGGGUCUGCAAGCUGAGGAAUGUGGGAUCCUGACUGGCUGUGUGAACGGGAAAUGUAUCCGUGUCCCUGAAGGGUUCACCUGUCAUUGUGAUGAUGGUUAUCAACUCGACAUGACCAAAAUGGCGUGUGUCGGUAUGAGCUCCGGGGCCUGUGUCUGGUGGGGGAAUAUGGGCCCAACACGGGGUGGAGGAAUGAUGGGCACACUGUGAGCAUUAUAGUCCUGGAUACAGUAGGGAGAUUAUGGUCCCAGGGUACAGUGGGUGGGGAUAUGGGCCCCAGGUGCACUGGAGAGGAUAUGGACAUUGGGUAGGGUGGUUGUGGGCAGUAUAUAGGCACAGGUACCAUGGAAAGGAUAUGGUCCUGGGUAUACUGGGGGGGUUAUGGACACAGGGUACAGAAAGAAAUGUGAGAUUUAGCGAUUU